Echinostoma caproni is the source of this 330-nucleotide messenger RNA. The record is from the annotation of a GenBank genome assembly. Lineage: Eukaryota; Metazoa; Platyhelminthes; Trematoda; Plagiorchiida; Echinostomatidae.
CAAACACACACUCACGAGUUCUCUACCUCCCAUCCUGUUCCGUUCGUUCCGUUCCGUCCUGUCCGUUUCACCGGAACACCGGACAGACUGAAGUUGUAUGGUUGUGACGCUAAUUCUACAGCUUGGGAUCAUGGUGGUGGUGAUGAUGGUGAUGAUGAUGAUGAUGACGAUGAUCAUGAUGAUCAUGAUGAUGAGGUGGAUGGUGUUGGAUCCGUAUGGGGAAAAGAACUUCUCAAGGAAAACGGCGUCGGUUUGUUAGGCCACUACUAUUACUACUACUACUACUACUACUACUACUACUACUACUACUACUACUACUACUACUACUGA